Messenger RNA from Fulvia fulva, 1332 nucleotides. RefSeq lists its product as uncharacterized. Gene Ontology annotation, molecular function: zinc ion binding; DNA-binding transcription factor activity, RNA polymerase II-specific. The record is from RefSeq and is a predicted model, not a curated record. The coding region runs from base 1 to 1332 and encodes 443 amino acids. Gene Ontology annotation, biological process: regulation of transcription by RNA polymerase II. The transcript has 4 exons. NCBI's taxonomy places the organism in Eukaryota, Fungi, Ascomycota, Dothideomycetes, Mycosphaerellales, Mycosphaerellaceae.
AUGGAUCAACAACAUCAGAGCGAAAGUGUGGCAACCGCUCACAACGAAGCUUACCUAGCUCGGAAGACACACCGGAAAUCGAGACUAGGAUGUGUUGAAUGUAAAAGACGCCGUGUCAAGUGCGACGAAGCCAAGCCAGCAUGCACGAUGUGCCGCCGACGGUCCACACCUUGCGACUAUAGCCCUUCCACUUCGACUCGGUACAGAACGCCGACACAACCAGACGAUGGAUUGCCAGCAUCUCCAUACUAUGCAAACGGGUCGGAUCCUGCUGUUAGCAUAGCAACCUCUUCGGGCUACGGAAGCACACCCGCGUUCGCUCCAGCACCUCUGCCGUAUGCUUACCAUGCGCCCGCCAAAUUCGCCUUCGACCUAUUCGACAUGGAGCUAUGGCACCACUGGUUGACUGUAGCUUGUCAUAGCUUCGCGCACGACGACUUGGGAGCGGUCAUGUGGCGGAAUAACAUUUCGAAAUAUGCGUUCACGCAUGAGUACGUCGCACAGUUGCUUUUGGCUCUUUCCGCACUUCAUCUCGGUCGCACCUACUCCGACAGAGCAGCGGACUGUAUAAGAAGAUCCGCAGCACUUCAGUCAAUUGCUAUCAACGGGAUGAUGGCUGCAUUAGCGGACCCACAUCGAAGUGCGACUGCGCUAUGGAUUGCCUCCAUGAUGCUUGCUUUCUGCAGCUUCGGUCGCGGGCCACAGCCAGGCCAGUACCUCAUCUACAGCGACGAUCACGAGCCAGAAUGGCUAGGCUUACUCCAAGGCGUCAAAUCUAUCAUAGAGCAAUCACGCGAUGCCCUCGAUAUCAUUGCACCGGCACCGACAGCAGAAGGAGUCACGAAGGAGCCCGUCAACCCGGAGACGCAGAUACCGGGCGUGGAGAAGGCUCUACAGAAUCUACGCAACUCAAUCGACGCCCUGAGGGCUGAAGAUGCAACGUGUGAGAAAUACAUACGACCACUCGAUGAUCUUCAAACCUGCUUCUCAGGAGUAUACGUCAAGCACAGCGACUCAAACGACAUCAAACUAGCCUCUGAAAACAUCUUCGCAUGGCUAUACAGACUGGACGGCGAGUACGUCGCAUUAAUACAAAGCAGACGACCGAUGGCACUAGUGAUAUUGGCCCACUUUUUGGUGCUCAUGGCGCAGAACAAGCAGGCUUGGUACCUGGACGGGUGGGGUCCUCACAUCAUGGAAGCUAUACAGCAGCAGCUUCACCCGGCGUAUCUUCAGUGGCUGCAGUGGCCACUCAGUUCCUUAGAAAGACGUCCGAAUGGCGAGACAGUAGCAGCGACGGAGUCUAGCACUAGUACUGGUACUAGUACUUGA